Boeremia exigua is the source of this 2278-nucleotide messenger RNA. Its product is annotated as WD40-repeat-containing domain protein. Gene Ontology annotation, cellular component: Cul4-RING E3 ubiquitin ligase complex. Gene Ontology annotation, biological process: proteasome-mediated ubiquitin-dependent protein catabolic process. The coding region runs from base 73 to 2133 and encodes 686 amino acids. Gene Ontology annotation, molecular function: protein binding. The transcript is spliced from 4 exons. NCBI's taxonomy places the organism in Eukaryota, Fungi, Ascomycota, Dothideomycetes, Pleosporales, Didymellaceae. The record is from RefSeq and is a predicted model, not a curated record.
CUCCCGCGCCAUCGAUGGCGUCUUGCACCCAUCUCCCCGCCUCUCUCGCCCUGCCUCGGACGGCACCCUGAAAUGACUUCUGCACGCGCGCCCACCAGCCCGCCGACCGACGCCGACGAGCCCACGCCUGUCGCGUACGACCCUAACGACCCGUUCUGGCGCGAGACCGAGACCGAGGAGGACGAUGAUGACGACAUGGAGUUUAUCCCGGCGGAGGACGGCGAGGACGAGGGUGAUGACGACGUGGAUAUCAGUUUCCAUGAUGCUGCCGAACACCUCAGUAGUCUGAGCGGGGUGGAGUUGGUGUUUGAAUCGACCAAUGAUGAGGACGACGACGAUGACGACGAGGAAGAUGAGGACGGCGAGGGCGAAGAGGAAGAGGAGGAGGAGGGGGCUCGUCGCCCGGUGUACAUCACCCGCGACCAGAUCAUGCAGCUGCUCGGCCACGCGGGCCUGGGCCGGAUCUUUGCGUCGGACUUCACGACGCGGGCGGCGGCGCGACGCGUGAGGAUAGACGAUGACGACGAGGAGGACAGUGAUCCGGGCACGGGGUAUGAUGCGGUUGGGCCCCGGAGCAGCCGACGUGCACGCCGUGCGCGGGGCGAGGCUCUGUACGAGAAGGUGCCGAGCGAACGCGGCCAGGAGGUGAUGAACGGCGGGCUGUUUGGAUCGAGUGCUCGGACGGAGGACACGCUGAAGAGGAAGAAGAGGCUGGCCUACAACAUCAUGCGGAGGGAGCUGGGCCUGGGCGGUGACGGACGCCAGAAGAACGCCACCCACUUGAUGAAGCAGGACCUCAUCCCCGAGUCUGUGGCCGACACCAUCAUCCACUACAACGCGCGGUGCUACUCUGGCCAGUUCUCGGACGAUGGUAACUUCUUCUUCUCGUGCGCGCAGGACUUCCGCGUCAGGAUGUACGACACGUCGAACCCGUACGACUGGAAGUACUACAAGUCCGUCAUCUACCCGUACGGGCAGUGGACAAUCACAGAUGCCUCACUUAGCCCGGACAACCGGUUCCUUGCGUACAGCUCUAUUCGCAGUGUAGUGUGUCUGGCCGGCACCGAUCCCGCCGACGAGUCGGAGCCAAACCUGCUCGACUUUUCGCAUCUCGGAAACAACGGCGCCCCGCGCGGCUUCCACACGUACUUUGGCAUCUGGUCGAUCCGCUUCUCCGGCGACGGGCGUGAGAUUGUGGCCGGCACAGGCGACAACAGCGUCUACGUGUAUGACAUCGAGCGGCGCCAGUCGGUGCUGCGCAUCCCCGGGCACGAAGACGACGUGAAUGCCGUCUGCUUCGGCGACUCGCAGUCGCCGCACAUCCUCUACUCGGGCUCGGACGACACGACGCUCAAGGUGUGGGACCGGCGGUCGAUGGCGGACGGGCGCGAGGCGGGCGUGUUCCUCGGGCACACCGAGGGCCUGACGUACGUCGACAGCAAGGGCGACGGGCGCUACGUGCUCAGCAACGGCAAGGACCAGACGGCCAAGCUGUGGGACCUGCGCAAGAUGAUGAGCAAGGACAAGGCCGACCGCAUCGACCCCAACGCGUACACGACGCGCUUCGAGUACCGCUCCAACGCGUACGACCCGGCCGACUUCCGCCCGCACCCGCACGACUGCUCGCUCGUCACGUUCCGCGGCCACAAGGUCCUCAAGACGCUGAUCCGCUGCCACUUCAGCCCGCCCGGCAGCUCGGAUAGCAGGUAUGUGUACAGCGGCAGCUACGACGGCAGCGUGUACAUCUGGAACCUGGACGCGACGCUGGCGGGCAAGGUGAAUGUGCUGGCGGCGACCAAGAACAGCCGGCCGCGCGACCCGGAGCUGCUGGCCGAGACGUACGACUACUGGGGCCGCAACGGCGGGAACUGGAUGACGUGCGUGCGCGACGCGAGCUGGCACCCCAACGCGCCGCUGAUCGCCGCUACGUCGUGGAACGGCUGGGGCACGUCGCAGGGCACGUGCACGGUGCACAGCUGGAACGACGGGGUGCAGGCGGACGAGGCGGAGCCGCGGGUCGGGCGCCGGGUCAACGCGCAGCUGCAGCAUGACGAGCGGCUGUACCGGAGCGCCGAGGCGGGGCGGUCGCGGCGGCAGCCCGCGUGGUUCGACGAGUGGGAGGACGACGAUUGACAUGAUCGCUCGCGCGCGUAGACGCAGACGCAGAUGGGGAGAUGGGUAUAUAGGGGCACGGUCUGGGAGGGGUGUUUAUAGCUGGGUACAUAUCGAAUUAGACGCUAUUGUUCUGGUCCUAGUUGAUUGGCAUGUGUAUAAGAGG